Molecule: messenger RNA, 2616 nt
Organism: Orussus abietinus
Lineage: Eukaryota; Metazoa; Arthropoda; Insecta; Hymenoptera; Orussidae
Product: pikachurin-like
Exons: 14
Coding region: 1-2616 (871 amino acids)
Molecular function (GO): calcium ion binding
Source: RefSeq, a predicted model, not a curated record
AUGGCCGGACUCUGGGUUUGGCUCCUUCUGCUUAUCGGCUGCUCAGCCGAUGCCGUCCUCGCCCAGAACCCCGUCGAGGAGAAGACCACCUUCGAGGCAGCCUUUCAAGGUAGAUGCGGCCACGGUUCGCCGUGCGAGCAGCUCUGCUACGAACUUCACGAUGGGAUGUACGAGUGCGACUGCAGGGACGGGUACAUACUUCAUAAAAAUGGAUACAGCUGCGCCGAGCUGAACUCGACCUCGCCGUCGACCGGCGAGCUGGCGGACGACGACGAUUUGAAUCCCGACCCCGAGGACGACGUCCCAGAGGACGUCGUUUACAUGCGAGGUGCCACCUUCCCUGUGCACCUUGACUCCACUGCAAAUUCCACUGUUCUGACAAACGACACUAGGAAGGGUCCGGACUCUAACGAGAUUCCGGUCCAUAAGGAGGCUCACGGGACGUCCCAGGGACCGAAUCUCGAGCAGAAGCUGCCCUCCACGACGGAGAACGUCGCCGUGACGGAGCCCGCCUGUUCCUUGGACUGUGGACCAGGUGGAAACUGUUACAUCGAGCAAGUCGCUCGUGACUUGGAGGAGGAAGACCCGGGGAAGACGGCCACGACCAGACGGAUUCGAGGGUCCUUCGUGCAGAGGUGUCAAUGCCCCCUUGGGAGAAGUGGCGAUCGAUGUCAGCUAGAGGCGGAGGUGCGAUCGCCCCGAUUUACGGGAUCGGGAUGGCUGGCUUUUCCAGCUUUAAGGGCUGCCUACAAGCACGUCCAGCUGGAGCUGGAAUUUCGUCCAGAAGACUGGGACGGCAUCCUGCUCCUGGCGAGCGAACGCGACGACCUGCAAGGCGACUUCGUCGCCCUGAUCCUGUACCGCGGCUUCGUCGAGUUCAGGUUCGACUGCGGCAGCGGGGUAGGCAUUGUCAGGAGCUCGGAAACCGUAAAGCUCAACGAGUGGAACACACUGAGUGUCUACAGGCACAGGUGGGACGCCUGGAUCCAGCUCAACCAGGAGAAACGGGUGCAAGGACGAUCCAAGGGUCUCUUCUCGAGGAUCACGUUCAGGGAGCCACUCUUUGUGGGGGGUCCUGGGAACACCAGCGGCCUGGAGAGACUCCCGGUGAAGAGCGGAUUCAGAGGCUGCGUCCGGCAUCUCGAGGCGAACGAGCACACCUAUCGCUUCCCUCUCGCUCCUCAGGGAGAUGCAGCGAACGGCUUUGAUGUCGAGGAAUGCACGGCGGACAGGUGCAGCAAGGUGCCGUGCUCCCACGGGGGAAAAUGCCUGACAACCGGCGGCGACACGGCUGUCUGUCUCUGUCCCCUAGGAUAUACGGGGGACCUGUGCGAGACGAGGGUGGAUCUGCAGGUUCCAUCGUUUAACGGAUCCUCGUACUUAAGGUACCCCGGUCUGGCCGAUACGUCGCUGUCGUGGCUGGAACUGUCCGUCACGUUGAAGGCCAACUCGCCCGACGGGGUGAUCCUCUACAACGGGCACCACAGUGACGCGACCGGUGACUUUAUCGCCCUGUAUCUCGCCGAUGGACACGUCCAGUUCACCUUCGACCUGGGAACGGGCCCGGCGACCCUGAGGAGCGAAUCUCCGAUCCGGCUGGGCCAGUGGGUGGAGGUGAAGGUGUCCAGGACGGGGCGCUUGGCGUCCUUGGAAGUGGAGGAUUCACCUCCUCAGGAGGUCCUAGCGCCCGGGGCCUUCACGCAGCUGUCUCUACCCCUGAAUCUCUAUCUGGGGGGUGCACCUGCCGUCGAGAUGUACUCUCCGAAGAUGAAGACCACCGCCAGCUUCGUCGGCUGUAUCCAAACGAUGGUGCUGAACCGUCGCGAGGUCGGAAUUUUGGCGGAGGCCUUGGGCGGCGUCAACGUCGGAAACUGCGGACACGCCUGCGAGGCACGACCCUGUGGUGACGCGGAGUGCCGACCCCUGAGAGAGAGGUUCACCUGCAGGUGUCGACCAGGUGUCCCACACCCCUGCCCCGCGCCCGACGAUUUUUCCCCACUGGCACCUUCUACCACGACCUCCAACACCUCCACCUCGGCCAGGAUAGAGAGAGCAGUGCCCAGUUUCACCGGAAGCGAGAGUUACCUCCACUACAACGACGCCGACACCAUGAGGAGGAUAAUCAGCUACAGGGUGGACAUUAACAUAAGGUUCAGGGCGAGCAGCAGCAGCGGGCUGCUUUUGUGGAGCGGCAGGCAGUCGGAUCCUCAGGAACAGACCGAGGAAAAUGGGGAUUUCCUCGCACUUGGACUGGACCAGGGAUACUUGACCUUGGCUUAUAAUCUCGGCUCCGGAGAGGCUGUGCUCGGGUAUAAUCUCACGAGACUGGACGACGAUCUUUGGCACCGCGUCAGGGCAGUCAGGAACGAGCAAUGGGCGUCGUUGCUGGUCGACAGCGGCACAGGAGUCUCGGCAUCGUCUCCUGGACAGCUGAGACAACUAAACACGGACACGGGUCUUUACGUUGGAGGUGCUCCAGAUAUAGUGAGGACGACCGGAGGGAGGUACCGCAGAGGCAUCGUCGGCUGUAUAAGCGACCUCGUCCUGGACUCCGAUUUUUCGGUGGCCCUGUCGUCACCUGCCCAGGCGACCAACACGCACUCCUGCAUCCCGUGA